CAAACCCUUGGCGAGGCAUGCCCCGUAGCCGGAACGGAGUGAACGACACAACCAACCACCUUCAGCCCAAGACAAGCGCCUUAGUCGUCGUCGGGUGGGUUGGCCCUUUUGGAAUUAUUCGGCCCAGCUUCGUGUUGCUUGCCCUCCUCACCUUGGAUCCCAUCAUCUCUACGAAAAAUCAAACCUAAAUCCAACGCUGCUAGUCUGUUGUUUGGUUUGAUCAUCCACACUAGCUCAAUCGAGAUUGUAACUUGACGUUUCUGCCCGACCUUUUUUGUGGUUUUAUCUUGGGCUUGCAACAACGUCUGCCUGCCCACAAAUGUCAACGCCUGCGCCGCCAGCAGCGCGCUUGUUUGCGGUCGGCCCCAGCAUGCGCCUCAUGUCGUAACAAACUCAAUCCCCUCGACUCCUUGCCACGAGUCGAUUGCACUCUGUGUGCCAAACGACGUCGGAGAGCGUCGCCAUUUGCAUCGUCAUCAGAUUAUUCAAGAAAAAAAAGACCCCCCUUGGCUGUCGCCCCCAGCUAGCUUCCUUGGUACCCGUCCCUCCCGUCCCACCGAAGCCUUAUCGACCCGCCGAGGGCAGGGUCUGGCCCCGGUUGGCAAAUAGAUUAUUUCCAGAGCGCGCCUUAAGGAAUCUCGCGAUUGCAUUCGAGACCUCGAGGUUCCAAAUCAUCUUCUAAUCGACCGGCGGGAUCAGUCGUUCUUUUGUUUGGUUUUGAUUUUGGGUUUUCUCUCCCUCUUUCUGUAACCCUCUUGCCUCGAAGGCUUGACCUUCAGCUGCGUGGCCUCCGAGCGGCGCAAAAGGUUGACCCUCGACGAGCUUCCUUUCCACGUCUCUUUACACAUAACUCUCUAUAUCGCCAUUCCUGCAUACAACAGCCGCCAUGUAUCCAGGAAGUAGCCAAUCGCGGCCCUACCAGGUGCCUCCGCCGCCGCCCAUGUCGCCGCCGCUGUCUCAGAUGCACCAGCAGAUGAGCUUCGUACCUCCUCCACCCCCUCCGUUGAACCGAUACCAAACAACCCCCAACCUGGGUGCGAGCGCUCCGCCCCCUCCUCCUCCCGGGCCUCCUCCGGCAAGUGCACUGAACCCGCAAGCUCCGUGGAAUGGGGCCUGGGGUGGUGUCCCGGCGCCUAGACAGGCUUACGACAACAGGUCCGGCAUGUACGCUCAGGCGCCUAUCCAGCAAUAUAACCCCCAGGCCCACGCUGCCACCGCGCCAGGCCUCAACAUACCACCACCACCGCUACAGACCGACGCCCCGAUGUCGGAUACAUACAAUCCUGGACAAGAUCCUAUGUUUGAUGGUUUUAUGCCGGAUUUGAGCUUCGAUUUGGAACAGGAAACAAUGGGAUCUUCGCAGACCUGGCAGACAACGUCUUCAUCGUCCACGAAUACCGCGUCGGUCAACGAUAAUGUUCAGUCAAAUGCUCCCACAGAGGAGAGAACACGGAGAAAUAAUUCGGCAAGCAUUACGGGCACCCAGUCUAGCAGUAAUGUUCCUGGCAUUCCUAGCGACAUAACCGCCUCAUGGUCCCUUGAUAAAGUCAUCGCCUGGCUCCAAAUGAACAGUUUCUCCCGGGACUGGCAAGAAACGUUCAAGAGCCUCAACAUCCAUGGCGCUCAAUUCCUCGAGCUGGGGAGUGGACACUUUGGCCGAGGCAACUUUGGCAUGAUGCAUCAACAGGUGUAUCCCAAACUUGCCAAAGUGUGCACGGCAAGCGGAACUGGUUGGGAUCAGCCACGGGAGCGUGAAGAAGGAAAACGGAUGCGGCGCCUCAUCCGUGGACUCGUCCACGCCCGAGCCGUACCAGACUCUGCCCGGGUCCCAAGCUCCCAUGGAAGACAAGGAUCCAUCAAUUCUCGCGGGAAUGACAAGGGGACACACGAUGGCAGCGAUUCUCCCAAUACACCCAGUUCUCAGUCCCGAUCAACCACGAUACCCACGUUCCCCGAUGGUUCCUCGUUCUCCAACCACAGGGGCGUACUCAAGAACAUCGACAUCGAUCGCCAUAGCAGCCCGAAAUUGAAUGGGGAUAGUCCUGCCGCCAGUCCGAACCCAGUAAUGGCAUCAUCAACUCCAAAAUCAUCAACAUUGUCUGUAUCACCACAUUCAAGCAGGUUCGGCAACAACGUGAGAAAUAGUACCGACUCGGUCAAAGCUAUAUAUGGCUCCGGUAUACCUGCAGACGCGCAAAAGAUGAUGAGCAACAGCAAUCUUGACGAACUCAUCAACGGCCGUGGCGCACGGCAGUCUCCAUCCGACUUGGGUGAUAACUCGGCCGGUACCGACUCGCCUGUCAGCGCCAGAGACACCAAACUACCGUUCAGACAACGCAUGCAGGCUAAAGACAUAGACGGCAACCUAUCUUCGCCCAACGGCGAAGGGUCACUAAGUCCACAGAUGUAUAGGAACGGUCUUGGUCUGGACGACUACCUACGGUUUAAAAAGCCCGGCGGCAGCAUCUACCUUAUGGCGACGGCUGACGGCUGGAACUAUAGAGUGGUGGAUGUGACGGACGUCGAGACUGUUCUUGACCUGAGAUCUGAGAUCAGUAGAGGCUUGGGCAUUCCAGAUGAAGAUGGGGUUGAGUUCUAUCUCACUGAACUUGGGAAGAGCGAUCACAGCCAGCCGUUGGACGAUAAUCAGUUAAUGAACCACAACAAGUCCAGAGCUGACGCAGAAGGCACGCUGAAACUAUUUGUCAAGCCCCCGCCAAUGUCACAACAGUCCACAUGGUCGGCUGGGGACACUGGGCAACGACACAGAUUUGGCACCUCGUCUUCCAUGUCGAGACAGCAGAACACUUUGAAGGAUGAUCAAUCAGAAGAGGCACGCCUUAGAGCCCAAAGGGAGUACAAAGCAGAGAUUGACCGUAAAGGGCGGGAAUAUCUUGCUAUACGUAAGGCUAAACUUGAAAGCAAUAACAAUGGGCUGAGCUCCUCGACCGAGGGUAUUGGAAUUGUAGGCAAGCCGGUCGAUUUCGAUACCCCUCGCCACUCUCCCUACGAGGACAAAAACACAGACAGGAUGUUCCCGACCCGUAAUGCUCCUGCUCCACCAGUUGCCCCCUCAGCCACGCUGAACAGGGUGAACUCCUUGAUGACAGGCCAAAGAAGGGUUCAGGGAAGUAUGGACGGUUAUCCCUCUCAGCGUGUACCUCCAGGUGUGGGAACGACUACUUCGCCCAAAGAAAUGUCCGAGGACCGCCGAAGACAACCAAUGUCUGGCUCUCAGCCCAUGGGAGGCAUUACCAGCGCCCUGGUGGACAUGGGCAGAAACCUGGGUGGAGUUGCUCUUCCCAACAGAGGCGUCAGUGCAAAUAAUGUACCCAGCAAACCUUCACCCCCCUAUCGCGUUGCGACUGCCCCAGUUAGCGGCCGAGACUUCGUGUCACCUGACAAUCGAGCUGCUUUCCCUCGCUCGCAAACCGCCGGAGAUUUAUCUCCCAUCUCCCAGAUGCCCGCCAAUUUCGCGGCCUACCAGGAGCCGAACCCGUCCCCACGAGGUUUCGGCGCCGCUCCCGUCUCGUCGGCGGCCCACAAGAGGGCACCGUCUGGUCCUGAUAUCGAUUUCACGGAACCCGAGGUUUCCUUCGACAGACCAGCGCCGUCCACGGCACAAAACGAGGCUCAGUCUGACGACGACUCAGGCGACGACUCUGACGAUGGCCUGUUUGUUAUUCCUAUUGCGGCCCGCAAAGCCUCGAUGAAGAAAGCAAAAUCACGAGCCUCUGUGACUUUCGACGCCUCCGACAGUGGGGAUGGGAAGCGGCCAGCUCUCACUGUCAACACCGCCAGGGAUCGAAAAUCGGUCUCCUUCAACUCGCCUCAGUCCGCCCGCACUGGCGAUGAUGACGAUGAUUCGGGGCGGCAGAGGAGGACGCCCAAGUCAGAUAUGUGGGACUCUGAGGAUGGCAAGCUGGGAAGACGGAAAUCUUUCAAGAUGGAUGUGUGGGCCAACCGUCCUCCAGCUGAAGCACUUAUCAACAACCUCGAGGAUUUCUUCCCCGGAAUGGAUGUUGAUCAGCCGGUCCUCGAAGAAGGGGACCAAGAGCAAAAUAUUGAUGGGUCACCCGUGGCACCUUCCCCCAUCGCCGAGGUUGACGAGACACAGUCACCUGGCCAUUUACAGAUCAACGCUACGCCAUUGAACUCUCUUCCUCCGUCGAGGGUGCAAUCAAUGUACAACGAAAGUGACACGCUUGGCUCUGAUGAGUCUACGCUGAAGGCGCUCGAGCGCCCACCGAGCUUCCAGAGCCUGGCUCAACGCAGCGUGCGGCGCUCCGGCGGUCUCGGAAGAAUGAAGUCCAUUCGAGAGAAGGCCAGAGGUGCACACGAGGCGCAUAAACGCUACACCCAGACGUCGAUGGCAGCACCGCAGGGUUUGAGCCGCUCAGGCGGUACUCCUGCCACUGAGACCCAGCCCACCCAAAACAACUCGUCGGCGCUGUUGCGACGCAAGUCUACCAAGAUGUUCAAUGCAAACAUUGUACAAAUUCGACCCAACAGGGACUCGAUGCUGGUGCCAGACAUCCCACAGGAUUCAAUCUCGUCCUCGUCGCGGGGAGCUCCGAAGCACCCGACGACUUUCCGCUGGUUCAAGGGUCAACUGAUUGGCAAGGGUACGUACGGACGAGUAUACCUGGGUAUGAACGCCACUACUGGUGAGUUCUUGGCUGUCAAGGAGGUCGAGGUCAAUCCGCGGGCCGCAGCCGGUGAUAAGAAGCGCAUGAAGGAGCUUGUCGCGGCUCUUGACCAAGAGAUUGAGACGAUGCAGCAUCUGGACCAUGUGAACAUUGUGCAAUACUUGGGUUGCGAGCGGAAGGAAACGAGCAUCUCAAUCUUCCUAGAGUAUAUUUCUGGUGGCUCCAUCGGGUCAUGUCUGCGCAAGAACGGCAAGUUUGAGGAGUCGGUGGUACAAUCCCUCACGCGGCAGACGCUGUCAGGCCUGGCCUACCUUCAUCGCGAGGGUAUCUUGCAUCGUGAUCUCAAAGCGGACAACAUCUUGCUCGACGUGGAUGGCACAGCCAAAAUUUCUGAUUUUGGUAUUUCAAAGAAGACGGACAACAUUUAUGGCAACGACAAGUCCAAUUCUAUGCAGGGCUCCGUGUUUUGGAUGGCACCCGAGGUUAUCCGGUCGCAGGGCGAGGGAUACUCUGCAAAGGUGGACAUUUGGUCGCUUGGAUGCGUGGUGCUUGAAAUGUUUGCGGGUCGCCGGCCCUGGGCCAAAGAGGAAGCCGUCGGUGCGAUUUAUAAGAUCGCGAACGGUGAAAUUCCACCUAUUCCGGAAGACGUGCAAGAUACCAUCAGCCCCAUUGCGGUGGCUUUCAUGAUGGACUGCUUCACAGUCGAUUCCCACGACCGACCAACGGCAAACAAGUUACUAUCACAGCAUCCGUUCUGCGAGCUCGAUCCGAACUACAACUUCCUUGACUCGGAACUAUACGCCAAGAUCAGAGGGACGUACUGAAUGAUUGUCUACGAGGCUCGCUGUAUAUUGGGACUAUAUAAUAUUAAGCAUGUACACACUUGGCAUAAUCAUCUACGAGUAAUAAGAGCUUUUUGGGUUCUUGCGUUGCUGGAAGCGGAGGUUCCGGGCGUUCAAGUGGCCUGGACAUAUAUGUUUGCAUCCGGAGAGAGGACCCCAAAAUGAUGCCUGGGUUUUGGAUAUUUGAGACGAAGUGUUAUUCGUGGUUUUCCUGGCUGUUUAUUUGGUUAUUUUUUGUCUCGGUUGUGAGCACGAUAGACAAGCGAGCUCUUGCGGACUGGUCGGUUAAGAGGAAAACAUAUGAAAGCUUUCGAGCAACCUGACACCAUUUUUACAACAGCUUGUAGAAGCCCUGUCAUUUGUGCGUGGUGUUUAGAUCAAC
Molecule: messenger RNA, 5873 nt
Organism: Pyricularia oryzae 70-15
Lineage: Eukaryota; Fungi; Ascomycota; Sordariomycetes; Magnaporthales; Pyriculariaceae
Product: STE/STE11 protein kinase
Exons: 4
Coding region: 887-5473 (1528 amino acids)
Biological process (GO): protein phosphorylation
Molecular function (GO): ATP binding; protein kinase activity
Source: RefSeq, a predicted model, not a curated record